This is a messenger RNA of Symbiodinium sp. CCMP2592, 5928 nucleotides long. NCBI's taxonomy places the organism in Eukaryota, Dinophyceae, Suessiales, Symbiodiniaceae. The record is from the annotation of a GenBank genome assembly.
AUGGACCUGGCGGUCGUUCCUUAUAGCUCGCCUUUGACCUUCGCCUCUGGCGGGUCACUGGUGGGCUGGGAGGACACCCAAGGGGUACCUGGACUUCUCCUUAGCCUGUGCUUUUGCCUGCUGGGCACGGCCGAGCUCAGCACCCGUGGUAGGCCGGGCCCCGCCGACGCCUGCGCAUUCCCCUUUGGACCGGUGGGCACGGAUUUCCCAGAGGGCUGUGAACUUCGUUCGGAGCCGGAGGCGGCUCUCCCUGGCCUUUGCCAACCUCGGGAACUACAGCCUCCGCAACACCACCGAGCCCCGCUCUUCAAAAUGGACCCGACCGACGCGGAGCUGGCGGCGAUAGCAGACCUACCGGGAGUGUUCACGUGGGCAGGAGUGACAGGGGCCUUGGAGCGAGCACUGCGGGCGGCAUUGGGCGACCCAGCUCGCGUGCGAGAGCUAGCCCUCGUCCCUAGAGCUGCCUGGGACACCAUGGUGAGCACCCUGCGAGUGGCAGGACCAGCCGACUCCGACGGCAAUCCAGGCCCGCCCCGGGACUUGACCUUGGUCGAAAGAGCCAGGAUGGAGUCGAGCCGCCGAGUGGCUUUGCUGCGCAUGGGCAUCCCUCCAGACGUCCCAGGGGGAGCAAGCCCGCCAGCACCAGCUCCGACAACAGGGCCGGCACCCACGGGGAGCACACCGGCGACAGGAGCGAGGAGGCUGAAGUUGUCGUCCAUCCUCGACCCCACCUUGGACGCCGAGGUCUCGCCGCUGGGCGCCGCCUUUUUUCAACAACUCUACAAGGACUACAAGGCCAAGUUCGGCGAUUACCCCAGCCCGGAUGCCGAUCCCUCCUCGGAUCAAGUGGCGUCGCUGCGCCAGGUGGUGGCCGCGGGAGCUGCACCUUACGCAGAUUUCUCGCUGUUCGGGCCUCACGGCCUGCGCCUCCUUCGCAAACAGACGUUCACGAGCUACACCCUGAACGUUGCCACGGGCGAGUGGUCCAAGAAGGAACAGCCGGGCCCCUCGAGCUACCACACGUGGAUGGAAGCUUGGAAGGUGUUCCGCACCACGCUCCUCUUGCUGGAGAUCGCCGACGCGGAGCGGCUGGACGCCUACGCGGAGCACGUCAGGUCGUAUGUCACCCAGUUUUCCGACAACUGCUGGUGGCUGAUCUACAGGGCGGAGAACCGCCUUCGCUGUGAACACCUCGAACGCAUCCGGCGGACCUUGACUGACCGCCCGGAGUUCGGGUUCACCAGCGCACGGCCCUGGAACGCGUGCUUUGCUGCUGCCGUCCGUGACAGCGACUUCUGGACGAGAGAGCUGAUCACGCCCGCGACCCUCUGUGGCGCCGACGAUGGCUCCCCGAAGAAGAAGCAAAAGAAGGGGCGCUAUGAUGGGGAGGACAAGAGCGAGAAGAAGGACGGGGUGUAUGUCCUCAACAGGCCCGGGGGUGAGACAGCGGCGGCUCCGCCUGGCACUUCUCAUGGGGGGCGGUACGUCAAGCCGACGCCGAAGCGGAAGGCAGGGCCGGCAGACGACGCGAACCAGCAGCUGGUGGACAAGACGGCGCAGUCCAAGGCAUCGGGCACCCGACCCUCCGAGCCGCGUCAGCCUCCAGCGCAGAAGCCACCGACGCCGCCACGGGCCAGGCCGGCGAUCAAGCGCAAGAGGCCCGAUGCCACCCAGCCGGCCACUUCCUCCACAGCCGACGGAAGCCCGAAGGCCAAGCUGAAGAAGCACGCAGCGGCGGCAGCCACGGGCAACAGAACGAAGGGUGCGAGCGGCAAGCUGGCCAGCACCCAAAGCCUCCUGCUUGUUCCCCCGCUGGAGACGGCGUGGCCCGACUACCAGCCGCUGGUCAGGGGCCCACGGCCGUAUGGGAUGUGGAUGGAGCAGCCCGCCGACUCCUUUGUGGAGAGGCCUUGGGCACUCAUCCUUUUCAGUGGCCGGCGCCGCAAAGGAGACCUUCCCAACUGGCUGGUGCACUAUGGCUUCAUGGUGUGCUGUGUCGACAGGGACUCCUCGCCGUCAUGUGACGUCCUCGACGAAAGUCAGUGGAACUUAGUCGAACGAGACAUCAUUGACGGGCACUUCUCUGUGGUGUGGGCUGGCACACCUUGCGGCACCUUCAGCCCUCUGAGGGAGGUCCGCCCGGGACCCCGACCGCUCCGCACGGUUGAGCACAUAGAGGGCAAGCCGGACCUCAGCCCGUCGGAGAAGACACAGGUCAAGGAGGCCAACGUGCUGGUGGAACGCACGCAUGAUGCACUGGUGGCGGCCUGGGACCAAAAGCUCACCUGGGGCUUGGAGAACCCGGCCCACGGCGAGAACAAACCGGAACUGUGGCAGAUGCCGCUUAUCCGCCAACUCGCGGGCCUCGAACGGGUCGCCAUCGCAGCGUUUGACCAGUGCAAGCUCGGCCUGGACACGGUGAAGCCCACCAAGAUCCUCUACAGCAGCAACGCCAGUGGCUUUGAAGUUCUGGACGGGCUUCGGUGCGAUCACCCUCCAGGGUCCCAUGGCAGCACCGCCGGGAAGAAGGAGAGGGGCCCGGCCGGCUCCAAGCAGUGGGCCUCCAAGCGCCAAGGUGAAUACACGCCCCACCUCUCCCAGAUCAUCGCUCAUUCUCUGUACCAGGGCCCUGGCGGCGAAGGGCCCGAGGACGGAGAGGGACAGGGAGAACAGCCAGGCCUUGGGCGGCAUGCGAAACCCCCGCCGUUCACUCCGCAGGCUGCCCAAGUCGAGAAAGGUGGGCCGGGCCAUUCACAAGCUGCUUCGAAGCUCCAUGCCGAGCUGGUCGAACCGGCGCUCGCCAUCCUGGAGGGGAGGAAGCCGGAGGAGUUCGACACGGAUGUGAUCGGCAAGAUCCGGGCAGCCGUGCUCACAACAUUGGGGGCCGACGCGCGGGCCACGACACGCGAACGCACGGCCCCAGCGAGCACGCCACUUCGGGCCGAGAUCUUUGAGGCCUGGGGCAAAGCCACAGACGACCCAGACUCGGCAACACUGGCCGGCUGGCUCGACCACGGGGCGCCCCUGGGCUUGACGGAGGACAUCCCUUCCACCGGGGUCUUCCCACCGGUGGUGCCUCGGGACCUAAAGCCCCACGAGAAGCUCGACCGCAGGGUUCUUGAGGGCUGGUCCAACUACAAGUCGGCCGAGGAGGAGGCACACGUGCUGGAGGAGCUCAUCACCGACUACGAGAGAAGAGGGUUCUGCACGGUGGUUUCCACCCUGGAGGAAGCCAUCGAGAUCUUGGGCGGCCCGCCCGUCCUCAACCGACUCGGCGUCCUGGUGAAAGAAAAGAAGGACGCACAGGGCAACCUUGUGCGAAAGGCCCGGGUCAUUUGGGACCUGAAAGAGUCACAGGUGAACAAGGCGUGCAACCAGGGAGAAAGGAUUAUCCUCCCUAGGCUUCUGGACGUGGUGGCCUCCCUCUUGGCGGCCUAUCGGAGGGGCCGGCCACCCUUCCUGGCGUGCAUCGACAUCCGGGACGCCUUCAUGAAUAUACCAGCCGGGAAGGACCGGCGCUUCACGGUGGCGGCCGUCCCUCGGAAGCGGAACCGAGGCAAGAUGCACAAGCUGGUGCUCUUUAACACGUUGGUGUUUGGAUCGGCGUCCUCACCAACCGUGUGGGGACGCGCCGCAGCGUGGCUUGGAAGAACGACGGCAGCCACGGGGCCAGCCGACACCCAGGUGUACGUCGAUGAUCCGGUCUUCGUGCUGGACGGGCCGCACUUGAAGGUCGCCGCCUCGGACCUGACGGUGGCCUUGCUUUGGGCCGCCGUUUCAGGCUACCCCGUCAAGCUUUCGAAAGCCUGUGGUGGCAAAGACUUGGAAUGGGUGGGCGCGAGGAUCCGGUGCGUCGACGCGGAGGAGGCAGUGAUCGUGACCCUGCCGGCCUCCAAAAUUCAGGCCCUCCUGCAGGACACCGACAAGUUCCUGGGCCGAUCAGUGGUGGGAUCAAGGGAGCUACGCUCCUUCACGGGGGCCCUCUCUUUCGUUGCGGGCCUGGUGCCGCACUUGCGGCCGUUCCUGGCUACUUUCUGGGCGGUUUUGACCAGGCAUGAUGUGACGGGUGAAGGUCGGCAUGCUUUGUCGACCCGAAGGCUCAUACAUGUCAGGCGGAUCCGCCCGGCACUCUGCUGGGUUCGGGCGCUACUAGCCGGAGGCCCCGCCAUCGAGAAGAUCUUCUACGCCAACCCGCCCAAGGUCGACCUGGAGAUUGUCACCGACGCUUGCCCAUGGGGGAUGGGAGGAAUAAGGAGAGAAGGGGGGCGUCCCACGGCCUACUUCUACCUCCACAUCCCAGACGUCGUCCUCCGGAAAUUCGGGGCGGAGCGGGGCCUGCCGAAAUACAACACGCUGUGGGAAGGACUGGCCCUUCUGGUCGCCUUCCGCUUGUGGCUGCCUUCCCUCGUUCACGGCGCCACAUUUCGGGCCAAGUCGGACAACCUCGGGUUCCUCAUGGCACUUGCCAAGGGAAGCGCAAGGUCGGCGGACCUCAAUGUGCUUGCUCGAGAGUUUGCCUUCGACCAGGCGACGCGGGCCUACCACGUGAACGGUUUGGUCCACAUCCCCGGCGUCACGAAUGUGCAGGCGGACGCCCUUUCUCGCCAGUUCGCUCCUGAGGCAAAACGCUUCCCAAAGGAGCUUCUGGAGGUUCCUCGUGACGAGGUCCUCAUCAACGAUCACUUCUGGCAAUGGGUGGCUUGGUCAGUGUGGGCAGGGCUCGAGCCUUAUCCCCUAACACCCGACGGAAUGUACAUCGUCAUGGGUGGGCUCAAAGAGGCAGGCUACCGUUCAGCGAUGCAAUACCUGGACCUUGCCAAGCAAGAACACGUCCAGAAAGGACACCCAUGGACGGACCAGUUGGCCCUAGCGUAUCGGGUUUGCUCGCGCUCCUGCAAGCGAGGGCUUGGUCCAGCCAAACAGGCGGCGGCCCUCCCGCUUGACAAGCUGGCCGGGUUAGACCAGUCACGCUGUCAAGUCCCCUCGGGACCGGCGAGGCCAGUCACUUCCACUAUAGUGGCGUCCUGGUGGCUCUUACGUGAGCUGGAAGCGUCCCGCGCCAAGGUUCGGCACAUUACCCUGGACUUCGGGGCGAAAGUAGCCGCGUGGUUGCUACCGUCGUCCAAGACGGAUGUGGCAGCGCUUGGGGCCACCCGCAAGCACUCUUGUUCCUGCGCCGUUUUACAUCCAGACCUUUGCCCUUUUCACACCCUAGCGUCUCUGGUACAGGGAAAACAACCGGAAGAUCCAGUUUUUGUGGACCUGGAUGGAUGCCCACCAUCAAAGCAUGGGUGGGCCGACACGUUCCAACGAAUCGCGGCUCUGCUGGGGCUCCCGUUGUGCCAUCACAACGGAGCUCGGGCUUUCACUGGCCACACGGCACGCGCUACAGGAGCGCAGUUCCUAGCCUUUAAAGGAAUCGAAAUUUGGCGCAUCCAAAUUUUUGGGAGGUGGGGAAGCGAAGUGAUUCUCCGGUACGUCCGCGAUGCCCCUCUAGCACAGCUGAACGAGUUGGCCAUCGAGGCUGGCGACAGGGAAACCUUAGCCAAGAUUCGCAGCGAUCUGGACAGGCUUAUGCGGGAGGUCAGACCUUCACUGGCAAUCCCCGAUUCCAGUUGGCACUUUGAGUGCCAGGUCAGGGGCGCGCCGGCGUCAGGCCCGGCGGCCAUCCACACUAGCACGGCCAAGGCCCUCGUCCUCAAUACGGCUCGGGGUGGCAAGCUUCACAAAUGCCUUAGCGAUUUCAGCUCACCCCAGGUGGCGCUGAACCCGAGCUCGUGGCGUACCUGUUGUCUUUGGCCCUUCGCGUCAGGCGACAAAUCCUUUCAAUGGGAGAUGCAAACAUUGCUUCCCCAGCCAGAGGCGGGCUCCGUCGGAAUCGGAGUCAAGCUCCUCUUCCUCUUCCAACUCGAGCACAAGCUCGAGUGA